Molecule: messenger RNA, 1284 nt
Organism: Eubalaena glacialis (North Atlantic right whale)
Lineage: Eukaryota; Metazoa; Chordata; Mammalia; Artiodactyla; Balaenidae
Product: solute carrier family 7 member 13-like
Biological process (GO): amino acid transmembrane transport
Cellular component (GO): membrane
Molecular function (GO): L-amino acid transmembrane transporter activity
Source: RefSeq, a predicted model, not a curated record
AUGGGUGCAGGAAUAUUUGUUGCUCCUAAAGGGGUGUUAAAAUACUCUUCACUCAAUGUAGGAGUCUCCCUAAGUAUUUGGGCUGCUUGCGCCAUAGUGUCUACGAUGGCUGCCCUUAGUCACGCAGAGCUGGGGACCACAUUCCCUAGAAGUGGAGCACAGUAUUAUUUCCUCAAGAGAUCUCUUGGACCCUUUAUUGUUUUCUUCUAUCUCUGGAUUAAUCUAUUUAGUACCCCAGCAGGAACUGCUGCACGUGGCUUUUUACUAGCAGGGUAUAUAAUGCAGCCUUUCUAUCCUGGAUGUUUUGUUCCUGAGAUGCCAAAGAACAGUUUAGCAUUGGCCAUUUUAUGGUGCUUGGGAAUUCUGAAUGAUCGAGGAGUGAAGGAGGUGACUUGGUUUCAGACUGUCAGUACAGUUGUGAAAAUGACAGUACUCUGCUUCAUAUCUCUAACUGUCGUGUUAUUUGUGAGAGGAAGAAAAGAGAACCUAGUCAGGUUUGAGAAAGCUUUCGAUGCUGAAGUUUCAGAUGCCUCACAGAUUGCUGAAGCCUUCUUACAAGGAUUAUAUGCAUAUUAUGGCUGGGGAGUCCUUGUUCGAAUAGCAGGAGAGCUGAAAAACCCUAGUGAGAAUAUCCCCAAAUGCGUGGUUACUGCACUUACCCGUGUGGCACUGAUCUACUUAUUGGUUAACAUUUCCCACCUAGCCGUCCUGAUGCCAAAGGAAAUCAUGUCCUCAGAUAUUGUUGCUGUCACCUGGAUGGGUGGAGUAAUCCUCAUGCAAUGGGCCAUUUCAACUGGUGUUUCUUCGUCAAUACUUAGCUCCCUUAAUUGUACUGUAUUUUCAACGUCAAAGUUAUGGUAUAUGGCAAGCCAGGAGGGUCAGCUACCUUUGAUCCUCUCAACUCUGAAUAUCCACUCUUGUCCAGUUGUAGCUGUCUCUCAGAUGCUUAUCUUUGCCUCCAUUUUAAUUAUUCCCUCAGACUUAAUCCCCAUAAACUACGUGGGAUUCACAGAUUGGAUUCAACUUGGGCUAAUGAUGAUGGGCUUAUUUAAACUGAGAUUCCAGGAGCCCCACCUAUCCAGACCUUAUAAGGUACGUUUGCCAUUUGUAUUUGGAACCAUGGCCAUGUCUUUGUUCUUGGUUUUGACACCCAUUAUCAAGUCUCCUAAGAUGCUGUCUGAGGCCCUCCAGAACCCAGUGAUGUGGGCUGGAGACUUCCUUACUUUGUUUACGUCAGCUGGCUUUGAAGUGUUUCUCACCAGCCCAAGAAACGCAGGAAAUUAG